AUGUCAUUAGGCAAUUCCCGUGUUACCCCGUCUCGCAGGAUAUGGAACACUGACGACUGGAUGGAUUAUGUGCUGUCGAUGGAGAAGGUUGGAACAGCUGUGUUCAAGGACGACACUCUUCGGCGAAGAGGCGGGCAAAGGCGAAAAAACAAUAAUAUCAGUCUGCUGAUUAAAACCUUUUCCUUCGCGUCUGAUGCAUUAAUCGCCAUGUCUUGGUACAUCGAGGAGCAGCAGCCAGUUUACCUAGACUAUAAUGCUACCACUCCACUUGAGGCAUCAGUGAAAGCAGCUAUCACGGCCGGGUUAGAGCUGUGGACAAACCCAACGAGCGGCAACCCCAUAGCACUGAAGGCAAGGGAAGAGAUUGACAGUGCGAGGAAGUCGCUGGGUAACCUGUUACAUGUGAAUGGGGAGGAAGUGAUAUUCACGUCUGGAGGAACAGAGGCCAAUAACUGGGUAAUAAAUUCGGCUCUGGAAAAGUUCAAGUCCGAGUACCAGGGCCAGACGCCGCACAUGAUUUGCUCUUCUAUUGAGCAUCCUUCGAUCCUCCAGCCGCUGCGGCACCUACGAGAUAUUGGCAGCAUAGAACUUACCACGCUUGAAAUAGACCGAAAAAGUGGUCAGAUAACCCCAUCCGAUGUGCUUGAGCUGGUCACACCAUCGACUUGUCUCGUAACUGUUAUGUUGGCUAACAACGAAACAGGAGUACUACAGCCCAUUGCCGAUCUUAGUGACGCGGUCCGAAAGGCAGAAAGCAAACACGGUACAACAGUUUUUCUUCAUUCCGAUGCUUCACAGGCGGUCGGCAAGAUUGAUGUAAAUAUAGCAGAGCUUAAAGUGGAUGCGGUAACGGUAGUCGGGCACAAGUUUUACGGUCCUCGAAAUGGUGCAUUAGUUCUGCGAUCAAAGUAUACUUCUCAGAUUCUUCCGUGGAUAUAUGGAGGCGGACAAGAAAGGGGCCUUAGAUCUGGCACUGAGAACACACCGAUGAUAAUGGGUCUUGGUGCAGCUGCGGCUGCGUGUAAUCUGUCACAAACAGAAGCACAUCUCCGCACAAUAAGAGAUUAUUUCGAGCAACAACUUAAGGAAUGCCUGCCAGAUCAGCAUGUCGUUCACUUCUCCGCAUCGCCUAGGUUGCCUAACACUAGCUCGGUUGCUUUUCCGAAAUAUCCAAAGCCAUCUGCAGAUCUCAUUGCCAAGUGCAAAACAUUCUAUGCAAGUACCGGAUCCGCCUGCCAUUCAGGUGCAGUCAGUUCGACGCUUCUUGCAUGUGGAAUUAGCAAAGAACUGGUGGAAAGAACGAUACGAUUCAGUUUUGGAAGAGAAACCACACGUGAAGAUGUGGAUCGAGUGGUAAAAGAGCUAAAGGCAAUGAUGUUUCUGGCAAAACACGGCAGUUCUCUGAUGAACGUGAUAAACGCGGGCCCCGUGGCUGGAUUCUGA
Messenger RNA from Necator americanus (New World hookworm), 1443 nucleotides. RefSeq lists its product as uncharacterized. The coding region runs from base 1 to 1443 and encodes 480 amino acids. NCBI's taxonomy places the organism in Eukaryota, Metazoa, Nematoda, Chromadorea, Rhabditida, Ancylostomatidae. The record is from RefSeq and is a predicted model, not a curated record. The transcript has 12 exons.